AUGGAAAAUGUGGAAAUGAAUGAUUUAAUGGAAUCUGCAAUGCCAGAUCAAACACAAUCACCAGAAUCAAUGAUGGACUAUGAUGAUAUAACAUCUGUAGAUGGUAGUAUAACUUCACGUACAAAUUAUGAUUGUAGUUCUCAUCGAAACAGAGCAUUGGUGAUAAAUCGUUCGAUAAGGUCAGAUAAUGGUGAAAAAAGGUGGACAAAAGAAUAUAUAACUGAUCCUUCAGUAAUUAAUGCGUAUAUUCGUCAAAGACAAGUUAUUGAAGAACAAACAUUAAAUACUGAAACGUUGGAGCCAACCAAUGAUGAAGAAAGAAACGAACGAUUAAAAAAGAGAAUUCAAGAUCAGUUGGCUAGAUUAAAACGAAAUCAAGAGAGACGCCAGCAACGUCUGGCUGUUCGUGAAGCUAAAAAAGCUGCCAAAUUAUCUGCUGCUGGUAACGUUACUUCUGCAUCAUCUAUCGUUAAAGAAAAGAAGACUGAAACAACAAGACGAUGUGGAAAUUGUGGAGCUUUAGGUCAUAUGAAAACAAACAAGAAAUGUCCAUUAUAUAAUAGUAAUAAUAUUCCGUCGGAAUCUUCUACAACCACUGUACCAACUACCAAUAGAAUUAUUAUAAAAAUUAAUAAAAAUACUACAUGA
Messenger RNA from Entrophospora sp. SA101, 648 nucleotides. The record is from the annotation of a GenBank genome assembly. Lineage: Eukaryota; Fungi; Glomeromycota; Glomeromycetes; Entrophosporales; Entrophosporaceae.